AUGGGCCGGGUGCCUUUGCGGCUGGUGAAGGCCAUGAAGUGCACCAAGAUGAUGUGCCCCAGCGGCUGGGCGCCGAAGCCAGCUCUGAAUGCAGGCGAGAAUGCUGUGCUGCACCUGUGCCACAGUCAGACGUGCACUACGGAGGAUGACUCUACGAGAUGCUGCCGAGAAGCUGGCACCCCGUGCCAGGACUUUGGACUAGCCUUUGGUUGUCCAAGCGACUCCUUCCUCUUCGACAUGGGCUUCUGCCACCGCUCGCCCUGCGUGGCACAAGACCACCGCUUCUGCUGCCAGCAUAUCAAGCAAGAUCAAGAAGAGCAGCAGUUCGACAUGACCAAAGGCAUUCAUCUUGAGGCAGUUCUGAUCUGCUCGGGCCGUGCCAUGGGCAUCAGAGCGGCUGCUAUCACUGGGGUAAAGACCAACGGUGCGGGUGACCUCUCAACCUUCCUCACCGGAGCGCCUCUGGCGAGAGGGUAG
Effrenium voratum is the source of this 477-nucleotide messenger RNA. Lineage: Eukaryota; Dinophyceae; Suessiales; Symbiodiniaceae. The record is from the annotation of a GenBank genome assembly.